AUGUUCCCAAAGGAUGCUGCAUGCAGCUUCACGUACAAUCAGGAUAUGAUGGAGAUUCUCAAGGAGGUGCUGGAUAUACUUCUUUCUGAAGUUUCAGACACUUUUGGCAGACAACACGAUGCCAUAGCAACAGUGGAGAGGCUGCUGGCUGCCCAUUCACAGCCCUUCGAUGUCAAGAAUUUCUACUCACGACGCCAAGUUCGGGAGGAAAUCAGUGCUCUUAUGAUGGGAUCACCACAUUUGUUCAGAGCACUGUACCUGCAGUGGUUUUGCCUAAAUGGUGAUGAACCUCUGUAUGCUGUUAUUCAGCACACUUUUACAAGUGUGGCCACUGGUGCUGACAGCAACUUGCUUCCUGAACAAUAUGCUCCCAUCGUACAGCGCCUUGAAACUGAAAUGCAGUCUUGGAGAAUCAUUGACGACGAUGAGGUGGUGCUGGGUGAUUGCAUACACAGUGAUUCUUUUGAUAUGGUGUACAAUGCGCAGUGGGACGAUGAAGUGGUGGCAGUUAAGUCAAGGUCAUGGUGGGUUGACAAGGGGCACUCCCUGGCAUGUUUCACAAGGGAGGCAGCUGUUCAUGCCUCCUUGACACAUCCUAAUGUUGUGCAGCUGUACGGCAUUACCCCUACUUGCAAGCUGGUCACGGAACUGCCCGAUGGCAAUCUGCGGCAAAUGUGCCAAGGCAAAACCCUGGAAUGGCGAGUCAAGCGGUCUCUCCUCCAGCAGGCCUCAGCAGGAUUGAUGUAUCUGCACACUGCAGAGGAGCCUGUUGUGCAUGGCUCAGUCAGCAGUCUGAACAUUGUUACCUUUGGCACUGACCCUGACAGCUGCAUUGUCAAGCUGGCAGACUUUGGGGGUUCUGCAUCUGGUGAAUAUGCCAAAAAGCGCUUUGGGCGAAUUGCAGUCACCAACAGCGAGUGGGAGUGCCCCGAGAACCUGGUCACAAUGAAGUCAGACGUUUUCAGUUCUGGGGUUGUGGCAUAUGAGGUCGUAUCUGGGAAGUUGCCAUAUGCUCGCAGUGGUUUCCAGCCUGACCCUGAUCUCCACAGCCUGAAGACAUGUCACUGGGAAGAGCCCUGCCCAGUCCGGCCCAUCGACUGCCCCACAGAAAUGCACCAACUCAUGAAGCGCUGUUGCAGCAUCGAUCCCGCUGAGCGGCCAACGAUGGAGGAGGUUAACCAAUGCCUCAUGGAGCUGCCCAAGGAAUGGAGCCGGGAGGUGAACACCAAGGCUGUUGCUAGACGAGUCUGUAAUAGCCUGAGACAGUCACGUGCACAUGCGAUGCGCCUGCGGUACAAUCGCAAUUUGAUGCAGUUCUGGCGCAACAAAUGGGAAAAGCGAAAGCCAUUAUGCGCCGCAUGCCAGGGAAGCCAGCAGCUGCACGUGGAGCCCAGGAAUGGAGAGUGUCUUGGUUUGAGUUGGAUGAUGCUGUGCGAAUGGGGUGCACCUUGCUUCGACGACAUUCAAAGGAUUUCGACUUGCACAAGUUCUACACAGUAG
Ostreobium quekettii is the source of this 1500-nucleotide messenger RNA. NCBI's taxonomy places the organism in Eukaryota, Viridiplantae, Chlorophyta, Ulvophyceae, Bryopsidales, Ostreobiaceae. The record is from the annotation of a GenBank genome assembly.